This is a messenger RNA of Penicillium psychrosexuale, 771 nucleotides long. RefSeq lists its product as uncharacterized. The transcript has a single exon. The record is from RefSeq and is a predicted model, not a curated record. The coding region runs from base 1 to 771 and encodes 256 amino acids. Lineage: Eukaryota; Fungi; Ascomycota; Eurotiomycetes; Eurotiales; Aspergillaceae.
AUGAUCAAACUACACGCCAUCGGUCGUGGCGCCUGCGGCACUGUAUGGGCAUGCGAAACAGGACCCGCAUACAAAAGGGAGGAUGGUAACGCAGCACGAUCCCUCCAAAACGACUUCGAAAUGCACAACCGAGUACUUCAAAGUCGACAAACCCUUAUGAACCUGAGGAAGUCGACUCAAGUUGAAAUACAAAUACCAUCCUGUCACAACUUUAUCGAGCCAAAGAACAAGGAGUGGUGGGCUGCAAAUCUAGAAAGGUUUCCACAAGGCUAUACAUCAUGCAAUAUGAUCGAAGCACAACGCAUUCCACCGUUUGGGGAACCAACCCGACACCUUCUUAUUCAAGCAUUCUGCCCGGAUGAGAUCAAGCAAAUUAUUAUCAAGAGUGAGCCGGAUCAAGACUGCACAAUUCGACUAUAUUUAGGCAGGCGUCGAACACAUACCCAGGAUUCGAAAACCUUCUCACAGUUCAGAGCAUUCUCUUUGCGAAAUUACCCGCUACAUGAAGACCAACUAGAAGAGCUGGCGAUCACAACAGACGAUCUUCAACAAUAUGCCCGAACAAUGGCAGAAGCACUAGCUAUGAUGCACUGGAUUGCUGGCAUAGAUGCUAAUGAUGUUGAGUUUGUCCUCGCACCCUGCAAUGAUAAUGAUGGUGGUCGCAUCAAUAAUGUUUUGGGAAGGGAUAGCAUGUGGAUGCUAGACUUCGAUCUAUGUAGAAAUAUGACAAUGGACGAGAAUGGUGUUGCAAAAGCCGUGGAGGCCUUCUGA